GAAGAGAAAUUAGUCAUGCUCACCAAUCAGUCAGAAGAUCCUGAAAGAUGUGAAAGCAUGGAGCUGGAUAAUAAAAUCUGCGAUCUGAUUGAGAGGAAUAUUUCUCCUGAUCCCAGAGGGGUCACCCCGGGGCCAAUGCCAAGUCACAGAAGUCCAUCUUCUGUGAAGACUCCAGGAAAACCAGCUUCCGUGGCACAUUUCCUACAGUGCACAACUAGAAUGAGUGGUACAGAAAGUUCUACUGAGCAUGCAGAGUGGACUCAAUCAUUGAGAAGAAAGAACUUAACAAAUUCCCUUGAACAAAAGAUAAGGUGCCUGGAAAAACAGAGAAAAGAGCUCCUGGAAGUUAACCAGCAAUGGGAUCAGCAAUUUAGAAGCAUGAAAGAGUUAUAUGAAAGAAAGGUCGCAGGGCUGAAAACGAAACUGGACGCCGCAGAAAGCUUCCUAGGCACGCUGGAGAAGGCGCUGCAGCAGAGCCAGAGGGAGAGCGACCUGCAGCAGCGCGAGGAGAAGGAAAAGGAGAGCCUAAAUGAAGAAUUACAUGAAUUGAAGAGAGAGAAUAAGCUUUUGAAGGAAAAAAACGCUCUCGCGAACCAGAAGAAACAACAUUUUGAAUGUGAAAUAAAACGCCUCAAUAAGGCUCUUCAGGAUGCCUUGAAAAUGGAGUGUUCUUCAUCUCCUGAGGACUGUUUGGAGAAGUCUGAAAUGGAGUGCAGCCAUGAGGAGAUGAGAACAGAAAUGGAAGUUCUCAAACAGCAGGUGCAAAUAUACGAAGAAGACUUCAAAAAGGAGCGAUCAGACCGAGAAAGACUUAAUCAAGAAAAAGAGGAGCUACAGCAAAUUAAUCAAACUUCUCAAACCCAGUUGAACAGGCUGAAUUCUCAGAUAAAAGCUUGUCAGAUGGAGAAAGAAAAACUAGAAAGGCAAUUAAAACAGAUGUAUUUCCCGACCAGUAACUACGGCUGGAAUUUCCACCUACGGGAUCCAUACCUACCGAAAGGCCCUGGGGCUGUGCAGGAUCUACAGAAGUACCCACCAGACCAUCAGUGGUAUGCUCCCGACCUGUUUCCGCCAGAUGUGCAGGACAAGGCAAAUGGUUUCUCCUCAGAAAAGAAAGCCAAUGCGUAG
Molecule: messenger RNA, 1128 nt
Organism: Mesoplodon densirostris (Blainville's beaked whale)
Lineage: Eukaryota; Metazoa; Chordata; Mammalia; Artiodactyla; Ziphiidae
Gene: TNIP3
Product: TNFAIP3 interacting protein 3
Exons: 13
Coding region: 16-1128 (370 amino acids)
Biological process (GO): regulation of transcription by RNA polymerase II; cellular response to lipopolysaccharide
Source: RefSeq, a predicted model, not a curated record